AUGAAAAGCUGCAAAUAACCCACCCCCCAUGUAACCGACCCUUUUGUGUUGCCCCAACCCAACUUAGACACGCUCCGAUCCCCAAUUCUCUCACAUCUUCUUCAAUCCCAACACAACACCCCCUUUCUCUUUAGCAACAAACUUAAAAGGAAUCAGUGGCAUUGAGAGGGAGGUGCGUGCGGCGCAUUGUAAAGCAAUCGGAAUCGGAAUCUUUUUUUUCUUUUUUUCUGCUGAAAACGAUUCAUCCGGAAAAAGGGGUUUUAAAAAAGCAAAUCUUUUUUGAUUCUCCAAGUGGGUAUAACUGAAGCGAUGAUAAAAGGGUGUUAUCAUUAGGUUUAUGAAUUGAUAGUGAAAUGUCUGAAUUGGUGGCCCGCACUGGUCGUCAUCAUCAACGUUAUGAGGCCGGUUGCCGUCUCAUCGCAGGGUGCAUUCCCUUCAGGUUUCGGUAUACCGAAGAUAGUAAUGGUAACAAAUCUGAGAAGGUUGUGGAGGUACUGAUGAUCAACUCUACAAGUGGACCUGGUCUUUUGUUCCCCAAGGGUGGAUGGGAAAAUGAUGAAACUGUUGAGGAGGCAGCUGCGCGUGAAGCAUUGGAAGAGGCUGGAGUUCGAGGGGAUUUAAUGCAUUUUCUGGGUCAUUACCAUUUUAAAAGCAAAACGCUACAAGAUGAAUUUAGCCCAGAAGGCAGGUGUCGGGCAUCAAUGUUUGCAUUAUUUGUGAAAGAAGAAUUGGAGUCCUGGCCCGAACAGAGUCGCCGGGUCAGAAGUUGGGUCACAAUUCCCGAAGCGGUUCAAUGUUGCAGGCACUCAUGGAUGCGGGAGGCUCUAGAAACUGGGUUCAACAAAUGGAAUGAUGAUGGUAUGGUUCGAACCAUGAAGGCUACAAAUAACCAAUUGGAUGCUUGUGAUGGUGACAACAACACUAUCUAGAUCCUAUAUAGGUGCACCAAGUGAAAGAAAAAAAAAUGAUUUUGAUGCUUUCCGUUCUUAAUUACAACUUUCUUGUUUUAGAUGUCAAGAAGGUACAUUGCAGUUUGUACUGAUUUAACUGUUUGGGUGAAUUUUAUGAGUUUAAGACUAGUUAACAGUUGAAAAUCUCGACUAUCCUUUUGUUC
Molecule: messenger RNA, 1114 nt
Organism: Helianthus annuus (common sunflower)
Lineage: Eukaryota; Viridiplantae; Streptophyta; Magnoliopsida; Asterales; Asteraceae
Product: nudix hydrolase 16, mitochondrial
Exons: 4
Coding region: 354-929 (191 amino acids)
Cellular component (GO): cytoplasm; nucleus
Molecular function (GO): hydrolase activity
Source: RefSeq, a predicted model, not a curated record